Protopolystoma xenopodis is the source of this 144-nucleotide messenger RNA. NCBI's taxonomy places the organism in Eukaryota, Metazoa, Platyhelminthes, Monogenea, Polystomatidea, Polystomatidae. The record is from the annotation of a GenBank genome assembly.
UUAGUACUGGAUGUACAGCGAUCUGUUCGUGCAGCCUGUGUCGAACCACUGCUGGAACUUGGCACGCUAAUAAAGGAUGUUGUCGAGUUUGAGUCAUUUAUUCAGCCAUGUUUGGACAGACUAGCUGAAGAUGGCAGUCGGUAA